AUGACUCCUCCUGGCACUUCGCUUGAAGUAUAUGAGGCCGCCUACACCAAGAUGACAUCAAUAUUUGCCCCAACUUCGAAAAACGGCGAAGGUUUUGACCGCCGAGACAUUAAGAUCAUUCUACCGAACCCAUCAGAGCCCAAGCUCAAAGGAUCAAAGACUUCAGACAAAGGUCCUUGGAUAACUGUUGUGGGUCAUGAGCUCGAACAAUUCUCAAAGGAAGAGUGGGCAAUGUUGAAGGUUCCUUUGGGCAUGGCUGCCAUGUAUACUCAACCAAUGUGGGAAAAGUACAAUGAGGAUCUUUGUAAACUCACUGAUCAGGACAGGGCCAAGGGGCCAAUCAUCGCACCAAGGUGUGGACAUUUUGUCCACAAAGACAACCCGCCGUUUGUCGCUGAGCAGCUAGAAGAUCUCAUCAUGAAAGUUGAAAGUUCCAAAUGA
Molecule: messenger RNA, 441 nt
Organism: Botrytis fragariae
Lineage: Eukaryota; Fungi; Ascomycota; Leotiomycetes; Helotiales; Sclerotiniaceae
Product: putative prolyl aminopeptidase protein
Exons: 2
Coding region: 1-441 (146 amino acids)
Source: RefSeq, a predicted model, not a curated record